GGAAAAGAGAGACGUCACGGCACCUGCACAAAACGCGGAGUUUUGUACAAACGGAUAUCUUUCUUUGUGGAGAGAAACAAGCCUUGAAUAUCCAACCAUGGAUUCCUCGAGAUCGAGCUCUUUGACGGUAGGUGAGCGGCUCUGUGCGGCGUUUAUACCGUUUCUAGGGAUAUUCGAGGUUUUGGUAUUGGCUAUGGCGGAUUGCUUCGAGUGCAGGCCGAGCCCCAAGAAACGAGAGUCCGGCUUUGAAGAUGUAUCUCGCCUCGCCAAUGAAACCAUAUUUACGCCGAAUGAAGUAGAGGCGUUGUUCGAGUUGUAUAAGAAGUUGAGUAAUUCAAUUAUUGACGAUGGGUUGAUUCACAAGGAAGAGCUUCAAUUUGCACUGUUCAAAACUCCAUCUGGCGAGAGUCUUUUUGUAGACCGGGUUUUUGAUCUUUUUGACGAAAAGAAAAAUGGCGUUAUUGAAUUUGAGGAAUUUGUCCAUGCACUCAAUGUCUUCCAUCCCUAUGCUCCCAUCGAUGAAAAAAUCGAUUUUGCAUUUAGGCUGUAUGAUCUAAGACAAACUGGGUUUAUCGAGCGAGAAGAGGUUAGGCAAAUGGUAAUUGCCAUUUUGAUGGAAUCUGAGAUGACACUUUCAGAUGAUCUUCUUGAGGCAAUCAUUGACAAGACAUUUGCAGAUGCUGAUAGCGACAAGGAUGAUAGAAUCAGUAGAGAAGAGUGGAAGGAUUUUGUGAUUCGACACCCGAGCCUCUUGAGAAACAUGACUCUUCCUUAUUUGAAGGAUGUGACAACAGUAUUUCCCAGUUUUGUUUUCAACACAAAAUUGGAAGACUCAGAAUGAAGUGCCUUCUACCAAGGGAAAAGGGUGUUCUUAGCUUAAGUUACAUAUUUAGUGGUUUUCAUAGUAAUAAAGAUGACUCAUUAUUUCUUUUUCUCAAAAGCCCUUAUGACUUCUGCAAAUCUAAAUUGUGACCCAUGAUAGAUGAUUCAUCAUUGCUAAAACAGGCGAAGGCAGUCACUGCAAGAAAGGCCAGGAUGGUGGUACCAGGAGAUCCAUGAUUACACCCCACCAACUAGCCAUGUAGCCCCAUUUUUAUGAUCUAUUGUAAAGCCUGUAUUGUCAAGUGAGCAGAGAACUAUACUGCCAUUGUCUCAAAAGUUCUCCUUUGAUUACCAUGUGUAUGUUGUUUUUCCUGGUGAUCAAAUUGUUGCUCAUUCUGUAUAUAGUUUUCUGAAUGUAAAAAGAAUAAUUGCCAGCUUGAAGAAAA
Messenger RNA from Corylus avellana, 1268 nucleotides. RefSeq names its product calcineurin B-like protein 10. Gene Ontology annotation, molecular function: calcium ion binding; kinase binding. The record is from RefSeq and is a predicted model, not a curated record. Gene Ontology annotation, biological process: calcium-mediated signaling. NCBI's taxonomy places the organism in Eukaryota, Viridiplantae, Streptophyta, Magnoliopsida, Fagales, Betulaceae.